AAGGUGCUCGUGCGCAAUGCCUUGUCACCUCCGCGCCUGCAGGGGUCGACGAUUCUGUUCGCGUGCUGCAUUCUGGAACCGCUCUACUUCCUGCCUUCGGGGUUCUUUUCCGGUUGCCUUUCACUGACUCAGUCGCCAUUUUUUUCAGUCGUUCGAGAGAAAGGAGGUUAGUAUUGAGGUGAAGCUUUUAACGCCGUGGCUUUUCACUCGAAAUAUUCGGAUAGUUUGGUUGUGUGUAACAGAGGUAAACAAUUUAACAAGACUGAAGCAUUUGAAAAUGAGCGGAUGUCGAGUGUUCAUCGGUCGGCUGAGCCCACACGCCAGAGAGAGGGACGUGGAGAAGUUUUUCAAAGGAUUUGGGCACAUUCGGGAGAUCAAUCUAAAAAACGGCUUUGGCUUUGUGGAGUUUGAUGACCACAGAGAUGCUGAUGAUGCAGUCUAUGAACUGAAUGGGAAAGAACUGUGCAGUGAAAGGGUCACAAUAGAGCAUGCCCGCUCUCCCAGAGGGAGAGGAGGUGGAGGAGCUGGAGGAGGAGGUGGUGGAAGGUUCUCUCCGCGGUUCAGCAGCUAUCGUCAGUCUCGUGGCUCAAUGUAUGGUCCUCCUGUGCGCACAGAGCACAGAAUCAUUGUUGAGAACCUCUCGUCCCGGAUAAGUUGGCAGGAUCUGAAGGAUAUGAUGAGGAAGGUUGGUGAAGUCACAUUUGUGGAUGCACACAGAUCCAACAAGAAUGAAGGAGUGGUGGAAUUUGCUUCACACAGCGAUAUGAAGAACGCCAUUGAUAAACUAGAUGGAACUGAGCUUAACGGACGCAAACUCAAACUGACUGAAGAACGCAAGAGGAAAAGUCGCUCCCGCUCCAGGAGCUACACCAGGUCUCGCAGUCGUUCCCGAUCCAGGAGCCGUUCCAAAUCCCCGAGCAGGAGCCGAAGCAGGAAACGCAGCCGUACCAGGUCCCGCUCGCUGAGCCGCAGUCCAGAGAGGAAGCCCCUUCCCCGGGCAGCCCCGCACUCCCCCUCCCGCUCCCCUUCUCGCUCCAAGUCUCGAUCCCACUCCCGAUCCCCUCCAGUGCAGAAGAGGCUGUCCAGAUCCAGGUCCCCCUCAGCUGAGAGCCAGCACUGAGAGCCGUCUCCCUGCCUGCAUCAGCUGUAUCUGUAGAUCUAGUUACAGCUCUCGUAUCUGGUUAGAAUUGCAGUCCUCUGUCUGUUAAAGCAGCUGCUGGUAGCGUGAUUUAUUGUAGGUUGCAUAAUAGAAACUCAUAGGAGAUGCUCUUUUUACACAUUGGGCAUAAUUUUUUUUUUAAAUUUGAAAAAUGCAGUGUUAUCCAUCUAAUGUUUGGAUCCUCCCCAACCUCCAACAUCUGCACUUGGCAGCCUGUCUUGGAUGGCGACAGUCAAUUCAUUAAAAAAAUGAACAAAUAAUAAAUUCUGCUCCUUCAUACUUUUAAUUGUCCUGCAAUUUAAUUUCGUACAUAGAUGCUUGCUAAGGCAAGUGAUGUCCCUAGGUGGACCUGUUUGUAUGCAAAGCGCAAGACGUUUUUUUCAUUUUUCCAUUAGUUAUUAUUUUGUGACAGGUAUUGGUGUUCUAACUAGUGGGCAUCAAUUUUUCCAGGUGGUGUUUUUGGUUUUCUUGCAACACCAAAAAUCCAAACAAAACACCUGAACUGUAUUAGCAUUUUUUUUGUUUUGUUUUGCAAUGCAGUCUUGUAACCUGAAUGAGCCAAGAGAUGACCUCUUCCAUUUCAAAUUAUACAGACAGCAAGCCUAAACCUAGGCAGUGACGCAACGCUGCGAAUUUUAUUCAGGGUUAUACUAUUACCUUGAACUACUUUAUUCUGCUUAAAGGGGUGGACAGUAACCCAUAAGCAGUUAAUAGGUGUCUUUUGUUUUGUUUUUUCCCCCCCGAAGGCUCUGCACAGCAAAGUGGGGAAGGGUGGUGAUACCAAUGAACCUGGGGAACCGAUCUGUAAAUGUUAUGCUGUGUUUAACAGGGAAUGUACUAUAGGGGCCUAGUGGGGAGGGAGAGGGCAGGUUCAAUUGGAAAUGUUUAUACUCAAGUUUUAUAAAAAAAAAUGUUUUUGCUUGCUCUAAAAUCCUGACAUGUAGAAGAAUAUGUUGCUCUGGCUUUUGUUGUAAUUUUGUGCUGAAGGGAAUUAAAUUUAUAUGGACCAAUUGGUAA
This is a messenger RNA of Acipenser ruthenus (sterlet), 2176 nucleotides long. Its product is annotated as serine/arginine-rich splicing factor 5. NCBI's taxonomy places the organism in Eukaryota, Metazoa, Chordata, Actinopteri, Acipenseriformes, Acipenseridae. Gene Ontology annotation, molecular function: mRNA binding. Gene Ontology annotation, cellular component: cytoplasm; nucleus; ribonucleoprotein complex. The transcript is spliced from 8 exons. Bases 278 to 1120 code for a protein of 280 amino acids. The record is from RefSeq and is a predicted model, not a curated record.